UCCAUUCCUAUGAGUCCCUAUUGAACUCGCUUCUGAAGGGUUUAGUUGUUGAUGCUAAAUUCCAUAAACCCCAUGUUUCCUCGUCUUCCCAAUUCCCUCGACAAAACCCUAGCUAGCUAGAAUCAGAAAUCAGUGGCCGCCAUGGCAGAACAGAAUCACAGUCGAUCAGCAGAGGAGGAAGAGAUGAAGAAGAGGAAACGUAAGCGAAACAGAGCAAAAAAAGAAGCACAAGAGAAAAAUCUAAAUGAAAUCGAAGGAGGAGAAGAGAAGGAGCAGGAGGAGGAGGAUAGGGAAGUUGAGGAGGUGAAAGAUAAGAAGAAGAAUAAUAAAAAUAAGAAGAGUAAGAAGGAAAGUGAAGAGGAAGAGAAAGAAAAAGAGGAGGAGGAGGAGGAGAAACAGACGGUGAAGAAGGUGAAAAGUGGAGGUGGGAUUAUGAGUACGGAGUCAUUUGACUCGUUGGGAUUAUCCGAAGCCACUCGUAAGGCAAUUCAAGAGAUGGGAUUUGCGAAUUUGACUCAGAUUCAAGCCAGGGCAAUUCCACCACUCCUAGUAGGAAAAGAUGUUCUUGGUGCUGCAAGGACAGGUUCUGGGAAAACUCUUGCGUUUCUAAUACCAGCUGUAGAAUUAUUACAUAAUGUUCAUUUUGCUCCUCGCAAUGGAACGGGUGUUGUUGUUAUUUGCCCAACAAGAGAACUUGCAAUACAGACUCAUGCUGUGGCAAAAGACCUUCUCAAGUAUCACUCUCAGACUCUUGGCUUGGUUAUUGGUGGUGCAGCAAGAAGAGGAGAAGCGGAACGCCUUGUUAAAGGGGUAAAUUUACUAGUGGCAACCCCUGGUCGACUUCUUGAUCAUCUUCAAAAUACAAAGGGAUUUAUCUAUAAGAAUUUAAAGUGCCUUACAAUUGAUGAAGCAGACAGGAUAUUGGAGGCAAAUUUUGAGGAAGAAAUGAAGCAAAUUAUCAAGCUUCUACCAAAGGCUAGGCAAACUGCUUUAUUUUCAGCUACCCAAACUAAAAAGGUGGAGGACCUUGCUCGGUUGUCAUUUCAGACAACUCCUGUAUAUAUUGAUGUGGAUGAUGGUAGAACGAAGGUCACAAAUGAAGGUCUGCAGCAAGGCUAUUGUGUAGUGCCAAGUGCCAAGAGAUUUAUCCUUUUGUACUCCUUUUUGAAGAGAAAUUUGUCAAAGAAAGUGAUGGUCUUCUUCUCUUCAUGUAACUCGGUCAAGUUUCAUGCUGACCUUCUCAGAUACAUUCAGGUGGAAUGCUUUGAUAUCCAUGGAAAACAAAAGCAACAGAAAAGAACCUCUACCUUUUUUGAUUUCUGCAAAGCAGAGAAAGGCAUCUUGCUUUGUACUGAUGUUGCGGCUCGUGGACUUGAUAUUCCUGCUGUGGACUGGAUUGUGCAGUUUGAUCCUCCUGAUGAACCCAAGGAAUACAUCCACAGGGUUGGUCGAACAGCACGAGGGGAAGGUGCAAAAGGAAAUGCCUUGCUUUUCCUGAUUCCAGAAGAGCUACAGUUUUUGCGCUAUCUGAAGGCAGCAAAAGUCCCUGUCAAAGAGUAUGAAUUUGAUCAGAAGAAGCUGGCAAAUGUUCACUCUCAGCUGGAGAAGUUGGUGGCCAACAACUACUAUUUGAACAAAUCAGCUAAAGAUGCAUAUAGAUCUUACAUGUUGGCCUAUAAUUCACAUUCUAUGAAGGACAUCUUUAAUGUCCACCGACUCGAUCUGCAGGCUGUUGCUGCUUCAUUUUGCUUUUCUUCUCCACCAAAGGUGAAUCUAAACAUGGAAAGCAAUGCUUCCAAGUUUAGGAAGAAAACACACAAAGGAAGCCGAAAUGGUUUCAAUGAGAGCAAUCCUUACGGAAGGCAGAGCGAUGGAGAUGAAAAGCGACAAUUUGUAAGGUAUUAACCAGAUCGAUAUCAGUAAGUAACACUUUGGUGGAGCGAAAUGUGAUAUUAGUAAUUUUAUGAUUUUUUUUAUUGACUUGUGGCCUUGCCCAAAAGUUUUGUUUAAAUGUCGUUAACUGAUUCGAGUUCAUACACCUCCGAGAUGUAAUAUUGAAUGAACGAUUAUACCAAUUUAGAGCUCUGAAAUCAAGAUUUUUGUAAU
Populus euphratica (Euphrates poplar) is the source of this 2106-nucleotide messenger RNA. RefSeq names its product DEAD-box ATP-dependent RNA helicase 51-like. Bases 142 to 1905 code for a protein of 587 amino acids. Lineage: Eukaryota; Viridiplantae; Streptophyta; Magnoliopsida; Malpighiales; Salicaceae. The record is from RefSeq and is a predicted model, not a curated record. The transcript is spliced from 13 exons. Gene Ontology annotation, molecular function: nucleic acid binding; RNA helicase activity; ATP binding.